AUGGCCUCGCGCCGUCUGCGGGGCCAGGUGGCGCGCUCUUCCGUCUACUUCAUGGCUCUGUUCUGGCCGGCGAGCAAGAAUACGGCAAAGGGGUGGCGGCAAGCCGUGGCCGAGGCGAAGAAGCAGGCCGAGCUAGCGUACUUUCGUGAGGCCUUUGGGCUUUGGAUCCACAAGGAAAACACCGACAAGCACAACCUCGCCGUCUUCGUCGUGAUCGGCACCAAGUUCCUGCUCCCGCACGUGACCGUGCACCCGCACCUACCGACAAUGAAGAAGGGCCCGCCGGACCCUUCCACGUUGGACCUGGGUGUAGGAGCAUUCUAUAGCUACCCCUUUCUCUUUCUCGAUAUCUGGAUUAGCGUGGAGUACGGGAAUGGUGAUAGGAUUUCAAACGCCCUCCCCCCGAGAGCUUUUUAUAAUGCGUCUAAUCGAUAG
Messenger RNA from Fonsecaea pedrosoi CBS 271.37, 435 nucleotides. RefSeq lists its product as uncharacterized. The record is from RefSeq and is a predicted model, not a curated record. The transcript has 2 exons. Bases 1 to 435 code for a protein of 144 amino acids. NCBI's taxonomy places the organism in Eukaryota, Fungi, Ascomycota, Eurotiomycetes, Chaetothyriales, Herpotrichiellaceae.